Alternaria arborescens is the source of this 498-nucleotide messenger RNA. RefSeq lists its product as hypothetical. The transcript has a single exon. NCBI's taxonomy places the organism in Eukaryota, Fungi, Ascomycota, Dothideomycetes, Pleosporales, Pleosporaceae. The record is from RefSeq and is a predicted model, not a curated record. The coding region runs from base 1 to 498 and encodes 165 amino acids.
AUGGCAGAUAUUCAAGAACUGAUCAGACCGGAAGGUGUCAAAAGCGAGCCUUCAAAGCAUCAGCGCAUAGGCCGCUGGGAACUUGAGCGCCUCGUCCGUUGUGUUGUGGCAGCAACAAAGUCAUUCGGCCACCGGUGGAUCAUCACCGAGUUCAUUCGGUUGUGCGUGUUCUCGCUGCUAGGGAUACGCCAUGCAUGUUGCAACCUCUACAAUAUCGAGCACCGCGGAGAUCCAGCAUUCGAGCGCCAACCUCUGCCAAGAUAUACUCUAGCCAAAUCGCAACAGAUCGCAGAAGAAGACGAAGAUCUUAAAGGUGUCUUGGAGAAGAUGGUUUCCUCUCUCGAUGCCCAAUAUGAUCCAUAUACAGGCAAUCUUCAAUGCUUCAUAGACGAAUUGCUACUACCCCAGACUGAGGCUGAACUUGAACGUUUGAAGACAGAGGACAAAGAUAUGUUCGAUGUGGGCAGACGAACCCUGGGUGUUGUUAUGGCUGCUUAA